This is a messenger RNA of Sugiyamaella lignohabitans, 831 nucleotides long. It is a transcript of the gene PML1, whose product is annotated as Pml1p. Bases 1 to 831 code for a protein of 276 amino acids. Gene Ontology annotation, cellular component: nucleus. The record is from RefSeq and is a predicted model, not a curated record. Gene Ontology annotation, biological process: maintenance of RNA location; mRNA splicing, via spliceosome. The transcript has a single exon. NCBI's taxonomy places the organism in Eukaryota, Fungi, Ascomycota, Dipodascomycetes, Dipodascales, Trichomonascaceae. Gene Ontology annotation, molecular function: mRNA binding; protein binding.
AUGUCGGAUGGAAACGAGGGUCGCGAUAGAUAUGGCCGGGUGAAAAGAGAAUAUCGGGAUGAAGACUGGCAUGAGAGGCAGAGGAGGGGUCCGAGAAAUCAGAAUCGCAGUCGCAGUCCUGGCCGGAGGCCUGGGUCUGGUGCUCGAACAGGUGCAAAUGCAGUACCUGUGAAGCGGGAAGAUCGAGGAGAUGGGGGUCGAACUCGGUCUCAUGAAAGAAAUAGAGAUCGGGACCGAGAUCGUGAUAUGAGGCGUGAAUGGGAUAGGGGAUCUCGAGACCGUUCAGGGAUAAGACCAAAAGAAGAAGACUUAUGGUCGAAUGACGACUCUAAAGAGGCUCCGCCUUCUCCACCACCUGUAAAACCCAAUUAUUCACACUCGGGAGUAUUGACUGAAGAGUCUAAGAAAGACUCGGAAGGCAAUAUCCUGAAGUAUCACGAACCAGAGGAUGCAACAACUCCUCCCAAAACACCUGAGUACCGAAUUUAUGUGUUCAGCGAGUCUGAACAGGGCAAACUCAUUGAUACUAUCAAACUCAAUCAGAAGAGCCAUUAUCUUCUAGGACGCGACACAAAAGUCUGCGAUAUCCCUGUCGAUAUCAAAUCGUGCUCACGACAGCAUGCGGUGAUCCAGUUUCGUCGCAUUUCUAAAACUGACCGCUUCGGUGACACCCACCACACCAUUAAACCAUACAUCAUCGAUCUCGAAUCGUCCUACGGAACACAACUCAACGGCGACGACGUCCCUCCCAGCCGCUACGUCGAACUCCGCAACAAAGACCUGAUCCAGUUCUGCGGCCAUCCUCGCGAGUACCUCUGGAUCGAGAGCUGA